GAGCAUAACAAUUGACAACUGGAUAAUACUAACGACAAUUGUCAUAUUUUAUUAAGUAAGAUAUAAUGGGGUUGAUUUAUACUCCAAUUUGAUGUAAGGUGUUCAAUUCUGGCAUCACAUUCUUUAUUUACGACACCGCGAAACCGCGAAACCGCGUUCCCUCAACUCCACCCGUACCCCUCAUUCCCUUUGGUAAUUAAUUAUUGAACCACCACAUUACCCAACACCCAUAUACAUUCUUACCACUAUUUGACUUGAUAUCAUAUUGCCAUAGUUGUUCUUCUACCAUUGUUCCACCAAUUUCGCAAACAAUAAUCAGGGCAAUCUCCCAUGCGCAGAAUGUCUACCAUCACAAUUGGAAACCUACCCCGUCUGUCCUCAAAAGCUCUCUCCGACAUCCUUCUUUCUCACGCUUCGUCGAACCUGGAUGCCUCUUCUAAGCCGGAGAAUUUAGCUAUUAUUGAUGUUCGUGAUGAUGAUCACAUAGGCGGCCAUAUCAAACAUUCUACCCAUGUACCAUCUUCCACUCUUGACUACAAGAUCCCCGAAUUAGUUCGGAAACUUAGAGAUAAAGAUACGGUUGUAUUUCAUUGUGCUUUGAGUCAGCAGAGAGGUCCCAGCGCUGCACUGAGAUAUAUACGGGAAAGGGAGAGGAUUAUGGGCGCAGGCGCCGGCGCCGGCAUGAGCGCGGGAUCUGUUGGAGAAGCUAUGAAGAAGAAUAGAGAGGCAGUCGAGAAUAAAGCUGAUGACGGGGAAUGGGAGGAUGUUGAAGAGGCUUCUGAAAAGAAAGAGCAAAAGGUAUACGUUCUAGACCAAGGAUUCGUAGGAUGGCAGGAGAUAUAUGGCGAAGAUUCACGUUUGACAGAAGGAUAUCGGAAAGAAAUCUGGGAAAACGGUUUUUGAGAUGAGACUAAGGAAUGCCACCAACCAAUACCAUGCAAUAAACCACUUUUACGCACACAUCCACGAGUCUUCGUGGCAUAAUACACCCACUCUUUAUACUUGAAACUGAAAGUUCUCUUUAUUUGAAGGAGGGAACUUGUUUGCUAUAUUUAGCUCGCGGCAUUCAUCCAAAUUAUAUUCCAGUCGAAUUCGAAACCAGAGGUUGUAAGGUAGAAGCGGUGCUUCUACCUCGUUUGCUGGCUCUGCCCCCUCUACCUCUCUUACCAAGUUUAUUUAUUGCCUUCUAAAUUGUUCCUUCUUCUAAGACGGAAAGAUUCUAGUUUGGAAAUGUCAAUCUAUACUGGCUAGAGAUCCUUUGCAUCUAACUCA
This is a messenger RNA of Botrytis cinerea B05.10, 1272 nucleotides long. RefSeq names its product Bcych1 (gene Bcych1). The coding region runs from base 331 to 903 and encodes 190 amino acids. NCBI's taxonomy places the organism in Eukaryota, Fungi, Ascomycota, Leotiomycetes, Helotiales, Sclerotiniaceae. Gene Ontology annotation, molecular function: protein tyrosine phosphatase activity. Gene Ontology annotation, cellular component: nucleus; cytoplasm. The record is from RefSeq and is a predicted model, not a curated record. The transcript is spliced from 2 exons.